AUCCAAUAAGCUCCAGUCCGUAUUUCCCCUGGAGCCCAUCUGGCUCGCUGGCAGGUUUGUUUACUGGCGGAGAGGCUGGGAGAAGGGGAUCCUGCAGGACCUGGAGACGGCACCGACUCUGUCCUGUCUGUGCGAGGAGGACAAGCGAAAUCGCACGAGUGCGCCCGCAGAUUUUCUCCUCUCCACACUCACGCGCGCGCGCCUCGGUCGUUGUCUUUGCAUCUGCGCCGGACACGAGCGCAACUUGGAGAAUCUGAUAAUUUAUUUUAUUUUAUUGUGCGCCUCCAAAACAAACACGCGCGGAGCGGAGCCACGACGGAGCGUCGUCUGUCAGCGUUCGGAGAAUCUGUGCCCGGGCUGAGGACGAGGCGAGGCUGUGGAGCGGGUCCACGCUCCGCGUUUCACAACCCACGCGAGUCAACUGGGAUGUUUUGCGCUCGCUGCGGGACUUGAGAGGAUUUUACGAAAGACGCGCUAACGUUGCGCCACGCACGCCACAGUCCGCAGCGAACGGCUCCACAAAGCUAACGAAUUAAGUUGAGGGGCGUUUUUAAUGAUGUGCACUCGCACGCCACGCUUUUGUUUUUUAAAAAGGAGGAAGAAUUCCGUCUGAAUGUGUUUGCAUGACAUUUGUCAGAGUUCAAGUGAGACGGGGCUGGCGAAAAGCAGCGCAAACUUCACUUGUGGCCUGGAUUGUGGUGGCGGAGCACGGGCUAGCAUGCUAGCUAGCUAAUCGGAUAGCAACAGCGUUAGCUUCUUCUCGGCUGCCACGUCGGGUUUGACUUUUUCCCCCCACAUCCUCCUGCUCAACCGGGACUUCUAAAUUAUCUGAUGCUGGACCGAUGUUGAAAGACUCAAAGGGAGCGCUCGUGGGCCGCGUGGCGCCCGUGAACGGGGCUUCUCCAUGAGGAGGCUAACGUUAGCCGCAGCAGCAGCGCUAGCUCACGAGCGUUUGAGUGAACACGUUGGACCCGUUCCUCCGCCCAUCUUCCGGGAUGUCUGAUGUUUAUUUUUGUUUACCUGUUGGCCCACGCCGCAAAACAAAACCAGUUUCCUGAGGCAUUUCUCUCCAGUCUAGACUGUCCGCCUCGUCAAGGAUUAUUGCGUGUUGACCUGGAUGGUGUCUCACACCGGCUCAGUUAUGCGUCUCCGGACUUUGUGUUUGGGUUUUGCGCUGGCCGCUGUCUGCUUUGUGAUGAGCUGUCAUCCAGCGACAGGAGAGAUUUGUCCAAGUAAGGACAUCCGGAACAAUGUGACCAACCUGCAGACACUCGAGAACUGUACUGUGAUCGAAGGUCACCUGAAGAUCUUACUCAUGUUCAAGACCAAGCCUGAGGAUUUCCGCGGCCUCAGUUUCCCCAAGCUGAGAGUGGUGACCGACUACCUGCUGCUCUUCAGAAUCUACGGUCUGGAGAGCCUCAGCGACCUUUUCCCCAACCUGACGGUCAUCAGAGGCAACAACCUGUUCUUCAACUACGCCCUGGUGGUGUUCGAGAUGCUCCAGCUGCGGGAGAUCGGCCUCCACAGCCUGAUGAACAUCACCCGAGGAGCCGUGAGGAUCGAGAAGAACCCCGACCUCUGCUACCUCUCCACCCUGGACUGGUCCAAGAUCCUGGACUCGGUUGAAGACAACUACAUCACGGUCAACAAGAACGACAGGGAGUGCGGAGACGUUUGCCCGAGGGCGGCCGACGGGAAGACCACCUGCCAGACGACCACCAUCAACGGACUGUUCAGUGAACGCUGCUGGACGCAGAACCACUGUCAGAGAAUGUGUCCUGUUCAGUGCAAACAUCGAGCCUGCACCAGGGACGACCAGUGCUGCCACGACCAGUGCCUGGGCGGCUGCCUGAGGCCCAGCUCGGCCAGCCACUGCGUGGCCUGCCGCGGCCUCCAGCACGAGGGCAGCUGCGUGGAGCGCUGCCCCGAAAGCCACUUGGUCUUCAAAGGCUGGCGCUGCGUCUCCUCCUCCUUCUGCCAGGACCUUCACAACAAAUGCAAGCGGGAGAAGGAGCACAGCAAAGGCACCGACUGCCACGAGUACGUGAGCCACAACGGCGCCUGCGUCCCCGAGUGCCCGUCGGGCUACACCACCGUCAACUCCUCCUCGCUCCAGUGCACUCCCUGCGCCGGGCUCUGUCCGAAGGUGUGCAUGGGUCUGAAAACCGUGGACUCGGUCACGGCCGCCCAGGCUUUAAGAGGCUGCACUGUUCUCAAUGGGAGUCUGGUCAUCAACCUCCGUGGAGGAAACAACAUCGCAGCUGAACUGGAGGCCAGCCUGGGCCAGCUGGAAGAGAUCACUGGCUCCCUAACAGUGCGACGUUCCUACGCCCUGGUGUCCCUCUCGUUUUUCCGCAAACUGCGUGUUAUUCGUGGAGAGGAACAGGAAGCCGGGAAUUACUCAUUUUACGCCCUGGACAACCAGAACCUCCGGCAGCUGUGGGACUGGUCCAAGCACAAGCUCAACAUUCUGCAGGGACGCAUGUUUUUCCACUACAACUCCAAGCUCUGCAUGUCUGAGAUCCGCAAGAUGGAGGAGGUCACAGGAACCAAAGACCGGGAGGUGAAGAACUACAUCGCCUCCAAGACCAACGGAGACCAGGCCUCAUGUGAGAACCACGUGUUGAAGUUCACUCAGGUCCGAACCAUGAGCGAUAAAAUAAUGGUGAAGUGGGAAGCGUUCUGGCCUCCAGACUUCAGAGACCUGCUGGGCUUCAUGGUGCUUUACAAAGAAGCUCCUUUUCAGAACGUGACCGAGUUUGACGGGCAGGACGCCUGCGGCUCCAACAGCUGGGUCAUCGCUGACGUGGACCCUCCGCGCCGAGCGACGGAAGGCGACAAAGAGCAGUUCGAACCGGGCCAUCUCAUCAUGCCGCUGAAGCCCUGGACGCAGUACGCCAUCAUGGUGAAAACCCAGCUGUCGGCCUCCGACGAGCACCAGGUCCAUGGAGCCAAGAGCAACAUCAUCUACGUUCGCACCAAUGCCACCAAACCCUCGGUUCCGCUGGACCCCAUUUCCUCAUCCAACUCUUCCUCCCAGAUCAUCCUCAAGUGGAAACCUCCCAAUGACCCCAAUGGCAACAUCACCCACUACCUGGUCUUCUGCCAGCGCCAGCCUGAAGCCAGCGAGCUCUACAAGUUUGACUACUGUCAGAAGGGGAUGAAGUUACCCUCGCGGGUGCCCACUCAGGUGGACAACGACGAGGAGCAGAAGUGGAACCAGACGGAGGAGCAGGGCCAGGGGACGCGGUGCUGCGCCUGCCCCAAGACGGAAAAGGAGCUCAAGAAGGAAAAAGAGGAUUCAGAGUACCGCAAAACCUUUGAGGAUUACCUCCACAACGAAGUCUUUGAGAUAAAACACUCGAGACAGCGACGCUCCGUGAUGGGCAUCGCCAACCGAACGCACCCCUUCCUCACCACCGCCCCAAGCCCGCCCAUGGGCAUGCCGUCCCCCGAGGAUGAGGACAAGGAAACCUUCGAGAGCACCAAGACUGUGGUCACGGUCCACUCCAAGGAGUCCACGGUCAUCUCCCACCUCCGCCAUUUCACCAGCUACCAGAUAGAGAUCCACGCCUGCAACCACCCCACCGACCCGGCCCGCUGCAGCAUGGCGGCGUAUGUCAGCGCCCGCACCAUGCCUGAAGACAAAGCUGAUAACAUUAUGGGCCCCAUUAGUCACAACGUUGUAGAAAGUACGGUGCAUAUUACAUGGCAGGAACCUGAAGCCCCUAAUGGCAUGAUCAUCCUUUACGAGGUCAACUACAAAAGGCUGGGGGACUCUGAGGAGUUGCACUACUGUGUGUCAAGGAAACUGUACAAAAGCAACCGUGGCUGCAGUCUGAAGGUGAUGCAUCCUGGGAACUAUACCGUCAGAAUCCGGGCCACAUCACUCGCUGGGAACGGAUCCUGGACCGAGCCCACAUACUUCUACGUGCAGGAUCCAACUGAUCCUCUCUACAUCGUAAAGAUCAUCAUUGGCCCAGUCAUCUGUUUUGUCCUGCUGUUUUUUGUGGCCUUGACCGGAUUCGUCAUGUUCAAAAAGAAUCAAACUCAAGGUCCCAGUGGUCCCAUUUACGCCUCGUCAAACCCAGAAUAUCUCAGCGCUAACGAUGUGUACGAGGAGGACGAGUGGGAGGUUCCCAGAGACAAGAUCCUCAUUCUGAGAGAACUGGGUCAGGGGUCGUUCGGCAUGGUCUACGAAGGCAUCGCCAAAGACAUUAUCAAGGGCGAGGCAGAAACACGUGUGGCAGUGAAGACGGUGAACGAGUCAGCCAGCCUGAGGGAGAGAAUCGAGUUCCUGAAUGAGGCCUCCGUCAUGAAGGCCUUCACCUGCCAUCACGUGGUACGUCUGCUGGGUGUUGUGUCCAAAGGCCAGCCCACGCUGGUGGUAAUGGAGCUGAUGACCCACGGAGACCUGAAGAGCUUCCUGCGCUCUCUGCGGCCUGAUGCGGAGAACAACCCAGGGCGUCCACCGCCCACCGUGAAGGAGAUGAUCCAAAUGGCUGCUGAGAUUGCAGAUGGCAUGGCUUACCUGAACGCCAAGAAGUAUGUCCACAGAGAUCUGGCGGCUAGGAACUGCAUGGUAGCUCAGGAUCUGACGGUCAAAAUAGGAGACUUUGGCAUGACGAGAGACAUCUACGAGACCGACUACUACAGAAAAGGAGGGAAGGGCCUGCUGCCCGUCAGGUGGAUGGCACCCGAGUCUCUGAAGGACGGAGUGUUCACUGCACAUUCGGACUGCUGGUCCUUUGGUGUGGUUCUGUGGGAGAUCAGCACGCUGGCUGAGCAGCCGUACCAGGGCCUGUCCAACGAGCAGGUCCUGAAGUUCGUUAUGGACGGAGGCUACCUGGACCGGCCAGACAACUGCGCUAACAGACUACACCACCUGAUGCAGAUGUGUUGGCAGUACAACCCCAAGAUGCGUCCCACCUUCCAGGAGAUCAUCGAGAUGCUGCGCGAGGACCUGCACCCUUCCUUCCAGGAGGUCUCCUUCUUCUACAGUGAGGAGAACAAGCCGCCCGAGAGCGACGACUUCGACCUGGACAUGGAAAACAUGGAGAGCAUCCCGCUGGACCCGUCGUCGUACUCCCAGAGGGAGCAGUGCUCGGACAGAGACGAGGCCGCCUCCAUGGGCCUGAGGGGCAGUUAUGAGGAGCACCACAUGCCGUUCACACACAUGAACGGGGGAAAGACCAACGGACGGAUACUGGCCCUACCACGGUCCAGCCCCUCCUAACAAACUAUACGUACCCCGCUCAGAAACAGUGAUACUUUAGGUUUAAAUAUAUUUUUGUUGUCAUUUUAUACAGAUCACACUUUUAUCACACUCUUCAGAUGCCCCUCAAUGCAUAUCUCAGGACCUUAUUUUUCUCCUCAGAUGCCACAAACACACUACAGUAAGUCCACGCACAGAUGGCAGAAGACACUUUUUGUAUUUAAGGAUGACUCUCCCACAUCCCUCUGUUAAUGAUUGUAGUUUAGAUACUGUACAUACUGUAUAUUGCCAAGUUUGUGCUGGGCUGGGUGGAUAAUGGAUUCAACUGUGAAACUAACUCUUGACACACAAGAAGGCUGCUAACUCCCCCCAUCUCUCCCUAAAGUCCAGAUGGACUCUCACUGCUAAUUCAACUACAGUGUUCAUCCCCGGGUAGCAACGUUUUGAAAAAAGUGCCCUUCUAUUUUGUCUGUGGCCUACAUCAGUUGUCAUGGGACUGUAUCUGAAUCUUUGUAAGGAAAUAGAUGACGAACUGAUAAUUAAAGGCUUCGGGAACUUUGUGCUGGGACGGUCGAAGGCUGUCCAUCCUCGAACAAACUCAUAUUCAUUGGAGAAGCUGGUUGAAGUGGCUUACCUCCUCACACACGGCAGUAUUCCAAAAAGGCUCACAGGAUUAACACAGGACCUUUUUCCGGAUUAUAUAUUUUUUUAAGUUAUUUACCAGUUCUCUUUUUUGAGUUUUCACAUUUACAGCUGAAGGAUAUAUAAACUGUAUUCACGUUGGCAAACAAGUUCCUCAGAUUGACCAAUAGCUGCUUCUUUGGUAUAUUUUAGUGGGUAUAGAGGAUAAAAUAUAUAAAUAUAUUAUUGAUGUUUUGUACAUAGCUGAUCUGUUGUCAUUCUUGAGGUAUUUCUGGUCAUAGAAAAUGUUUUUACAUGUUAGUCUCUUAUGUUUAUUUUUUUUCUAAUCCAGAAAAAUCAUUAAUUCGCUUUUUUGGACUCAUGAUCAACCAACAGCACUUGGCAUUUUGCUACGCGAUGCCCGGGGGGAGAAGUGUUCGGCGUCUUUGCUUAAGAUGUCUGCCUGUCAUAUCUAGAUCAAAUAAAAUAGUGCUGUAAAUAAUGCAGCAAUGCGCAUUGAUGAA
Molecule: messenger RNA, 6360 nt
Organism: Betta splendens (Siamese fighting fish)
Lineage: Eukaryota; Metazoa; Chordata; Actinopteri; Anabantiformes; Osphronemidae
Gene: insra
Product: insulin receptor a
Exons: 21
Coding region: 1118-5236 (1372 amino acids)
Biological process (GO): cell surface receptor protein tyrosine kinase signaling pathway; positive regulation of phosphatidylinositol 3-kinase/protein kinase B signal transduction; positive regulation of kinase activity
Cellular component (GO): insulin receptor complex; axon; membrane
Molecular function (GO): insulin receptor substrate binding; phosphatidylinositol 3-kinase binding; insulin receptor activity
Source: RefSeq, a predicted model, not a curated record